Messenger RNA from Chaetomium globosum CBS 148.51, 1581 nucleotides. RefSeq lists its product as uncharacterized. The transcript is spliced from 3 exons. NCBI's taxonomy places the organism in Eukaryota, Fungi, Ascomycota, Sordariomycetes, Sordariales, Chaetomiaceae. The record is from RefSeq and is a predicted model, not a curated record. Gene Ontology annotation, cellular component: nucleolus; nucleoplasm. The coding region runs from base 1 to 1581 and encodes 526 amino acids.
AUGGUAAACCCACAGAUCACCGCCAGGGGGUUUCCCAGAUCCCCCAAUGCAACAAGUGUCUGCUAUACACUCACAACGUAUUGCUUCACACCCGAGCCGUUCUCGUCGACUACCCUGUCGGCUGUUUCUUCGGCUCUCUGCCCGGCCCUCGGCACUCCGACCACGACCAUUACCGACUCGGUCACGUCGACCCAUCACCGCACUGUGACCACCACGGAGUCAGUCACCCUCACCCAGCACACGUCAAGCGCUCAGUCACAGGCCGCCCAGAUCUCAACAUGGCCCACGAAGAGCGGGCUUGCCGCCAUCUCUGUGGCAACCGCUGCUGUCGCCCUCAUUGUCGGGGCCGUGGCCAUGUUGUACUUUAUGAAAAGCAGAGCUCAAAAGCUCGCUCAUGUCCGGGCUUCUGAUGGCUCUAAUCUUCCCCACGAUACAGCCGAGUUAGUUGACCUUGGCGGCGUGGCCAGGGCUAGAUCUGACUCUGUUCCCAGAUUAGUUUCCGGCAAUAACUCCACCGCCGAGGUCAUCUCAGGCCUCCAGGACCUGAGCACCAAGAUCCAAGACCACGUUGAGAGCACUUACAGCCUCGAGGAGUCGCAGAUCAGCGACAUGGACGGCCUCAUCCAGGCCAUUGCGCGUCUCCCCUUUCUGAAGCACGACGCUCAGUUUCUGGCCUAUCUCUGUUCCUUUCCGGGCACCCGCCAUGCUGCCCUGCGCCAUCUCAUAGCUGUGACCAUCCUGUCAGCUAUUGACUUUGGUACCUUUCACGAUGCCAUCCUCCUCCCCCCCGUUAUUCUCGCUUUUUGGGCGACGCUGCCCAGCCCGCAUGAAGACAAGCAGCGCAUUGAAGCUCUCUGGCACUGGCAGAAACUCUCCAUGGGCCUGCUCCAGCGCCAGCUCACCAGCACCGCAACAACCACUCCCGACAUAGAGGAGCUAACCAGCAUCCAACCGCAAAUCUCCAAACUACACGACCUCCUGGCUCCCAUCCUCUCCCACUUUGCCAUCCCCACCAGCGCCCCCUACCACGGCAACAACAACAACAACGGAAACAACAACAACAACAACGGAAACAACAACAACAACAACGGAAACAACAACAACAACAACGGAAACAACAACAACAACAACGGAAACAACAACGGCGAAUCAUCCCAACAAGCCCAGAUGCAACCCCAUUCCCAACCGCCCCAACUCCACGACCUCCUCACCACCGCCACCACCCUCGGCCGCACCCUCCUCGCCCAACCCCACCGCUUCAUCUUCGACUGGCACACCACCACCACCACCACCACCACCAUCACCACCCCCACCCACAACAACAACAACAACACCCCCACCCGCGACAGUAGCACCUACGGCUACAGCACCAACCGCGACGAACUCGUCCUCCUACCCGCGCUUUUGCGCGUGAGCGAGCACGGGGGCGGGGCGCUGGAGGUGCCGGUGCGGGAGCAGGAGGGGGUGGUGGUGGAUGGGUUCAUGGAUGAUGGGGGGGAGGAGGUGGAGAGGGAGGUGGUGAGGGGGGGGAUGAGAAGGGGGAUGAGGGUUUUCCAUGACUACCUACCUACUGGCAAGUGA